AUGGCGGGGCUGCGGCUCCACCUCUCUGCCAGUCGCUCAGGGCCAUCGCUGUCCCAGGGUUGCGCCCACCGCUUCGCCACCAGCCCUCGGUCCGGCACCUAGUUCUACACGGAUGCGGAGGACAAGGUGAAGGACAUCCGCAAAGGGGCGACCGUCAUGCUGGGGGCGGGGGUGUUCGGGCUCUGCGGGAACCCCGAGAACCUGAUGGCCGCGUUGCUGAGGACCGCCGAGAGGGACCAAGUGGUGAGCAGCAACGUGGGCGUGGACGACUUCGGCCUGGGCCUCUUCCUAGCCACCAAGCAGGUCCGCAGCGUGGUCUGCUCCCACCUCCACCGGGGCGAAAACAGGCUGUGCGAAUAGCGGUACCUGGAGGGCGAGCUGGACCUGGGGCUGACGCCGCAGGGCAUCCUGGCCGAGCGCCUCACGCCCACGGACUACCGCAAGCUAGUGCAGGAAGGUGGCCAGCAUCAGGUACUACCCCACGGCAGCCUGGCCAUCCCGAACCAGUCACGAGAGGUGAGAGUUCCGGGGCCAGCACUACCUCCUAGAGCGCUCCUCAGGGAGGACUUGGCCUUGGUGAAGGGGUACAGUGCGGGCAACGUGAUCUUCAAGGAAAGCGCCAGGACCUUCAACGUGCCCAAGUGCAAGGCUGCGGAUGUCACGGUUGUGGAAGUGGAAGAAAUCGUGGACGUGGGGACUUUUCUCCCAUUCACGUUCCCACCAUAUAUGUGAUCGAGUGAUAAAGGGGCCGAAAUAAGAGGGGAAAAAAAAAAAGAGCUUUUAGUACUGUGGAGCGAAGAAGAUGGGAAAGCCCUGCUGGGAGAAGAAUUAAGGAUGCUCAGGAUCAAAUGCUUGGCUCUUGAAUCUGAGGACCUCUGAUAUGCCAAUCUGAGCAUCUGAAUCCCUCUCUUGGCCAGCAACUUCAUCAGCCCUGACAUGACAGUUUAUCUUCACAGUGACAAAGGAAUCCUGGGCUUGGGCCCAUUCUUAUCGAAAGAUGUGGAUCUAGAUGUCAUCAGCACAGGCAAGCAGACUGUCACUUUGUUCCCAGCGAUGACUCCUCUGCCAUGAUUCACAGGGGACAUGCAGGUUUCUAAAUACCUCGACCUGGCCAACUGGAUGAUACCAGGAAAGAAGGUGAAAGGAGUGGGCAGUGCCAUGGAUUUGGUAUCUGGUGACAAGACCAAAGUAGUGGUCACCAUGGAGCACUGCACCAGCAAAGACCCUCAAAUCGUGGGAAAGUGCACAUUGCCGCGCUUCGUGGACCACAUCAUCACUGAGAAGGCUGUGUUUGACGUGCUUGGAAACAGGAGGCUGACACUGAUGGAGCUCUGGGAAGAUUCCACAGUGGACGAGGUCAAGAUCAGCACAAGCUGCACCUUCGCUGUGUCUCAGAACAUCAAGCCCAUGGAGCAGUUGGCUACGUGA
Molecule: messenger RNA, 1428 nt
Organism: Urocitellus parryii (Arctic ground squirrel)
Lineage: Eukaryota; Metazoa; Chordata; Mammalia; Rodentia; Sciuridae
Source: RefSeq, a predicted model, not a curated record